Molecule: messenger RNA, 2002 nt
Organism: Danio rerio (zebrafish)
Lineage: Eukaryota; Metazoa; Chordata; Actinopteri; Cypriniformes; Danionidae
Source: RefSeq, a predicted model, not a curated record
AGACUUAUGACUGCAGAAUAAUUUGUUUUUAUAGGAAAUGCUGUGAAAAUCUCCUUGGUUUGUUAAAGAUCACUCAGGAAACAUUAAGUUAAUGGGAAGGCAAAUCAAUUGACUUCAACUGCAUCUGUUAAAGUUUACAGGUGUGCCUUGAUGUAGUUGAAUGUUAGAAAUGUGUAAAUCUACAAUACAGAGUGAUUUGUCGAAUACACUAACAAUGAAGAUUAAUUAGCUUGUUUAUGAAGACAACAGUGAUGCAUAAAAAAAUUACUUUUGAUUAACUGUUUAAGUAGUUUGUGAUGUAUGUUAACAUCCCCCAUGCUUAACAUACUCAGACUGCUCACUGCCUUAUAAGAGUUCGCGCAUGCGCUAAGCAGACACCGCCCGCUCGCUCGUCCGUUAUAGAGCGCGCAGUGUGAAGCGGGAGUUACACAGAGAGAGAUGUAGUGGAUACAGCAGUGAAGGAGAGGAAGAUUCCCGUUUUCCAUCAGUUUGUGAGUGUGUAGUGGCUGCAGUCGUGUGAUUUUGCUUCAUUUGCUGCUCACACGAUCGUUGUUCCUGCAUGUGAGAAAUCUCCGUGGAGAAUUGAGAGCAAACUACUGGAGACUGAGCCUAUAAAUACUGGAAUAUUCCCAUCAGUCUACAAGUGAGGACGAGCAUCAGACCUUCAGACAGAAGUCAAAUCUGAGUUUAUUGAAGGACAGUGGGAAGAUGAGUGAUCCAGAACCCUGCAGAAUUACAGAUGAAGACACUGAAGAACAAACAGAUCUUAUUGAAGAGAGUGAGGAGAGUGAAGAUGAUGAACUCCUAAAAGCUGAGAAAACACAGACUGAAGAUGCUUUAAUGCAAAGAGACAAGAAUCAAUUGACCUGCAGUCAGUGUGGGAAGAGUCUGGCAAGCAAAAAGAGCCUUAAUGAACACAUGAUGAUCCACACUGGAGAGAAACCAUUCACAUGCACUCAGUGUGGGAAGAGUUUCAGACACUCAUCAUCCCUUUAUAAACACUUGAAGAUCCACACUGGAAAGAAAAACCACAGAUGUGAUCAAUGCAGCAAAACAUUUUUGAGGGCGUCAGGGCUGAAACUCCAUCUCAGAACUCAUACAAAGGAGAAGCCUUAUUCAUGCUCUGAGUGUGGAAAGAGUUUUACAGAGAAGUCAUAUUUAAGGCUCCAUCAGAAGAUCCACACUGGUGCAAAAGAGUAUAUGUGCUUUGAGUGUGGGAAGACUUUUAUUACAGCUGAGCAUCUGAAACAGCACCAGAGGAUCCACACUAAAGAGAAACCGUACAAGUGUUCACACUGUGAUAAGAGAUUCAGUCAGGUAGCAUAUCUCAAAUCACAUGAGAGGAUUCACACUGAAAAGAAACCAUUCACAUGCACUCAGUGUGGGAAGAGUUUUAGACACUCGUCAUCCCUUAAGGAACACAUGAGGAUUCACACUGGAGAGAAACCGUACAAGUGUUCAUACUGUGAUGAAAGAUUCAGCCAGUUAGCAUGUCUGAAAUCACACAAGAGGAUUCACACUGGAGAGAAACCAUUCACAUGUACUCAGUGUGGGAAGAGUUAUAGACUCUCAACAUCAUUGAGAAAACACAUGAUGAUCCACACGGCAGGGAAACCAUUCACAUGCAGACAGUGUGGGACGAGUUUCAGACUCUCAUCACACCUUAACAAACACAUGAGGAUCCACACUGGAGAGAAACCAUUCACAUGCACUCAGUGUGGGAAGAAUUUCAGACUUUCAGACUCCCUUAAAGAACACAUGCUGAUCCACAAUGGAGAGAAAACCCACAGAUGUAAUGUGGGAAGAUUUGAGGGCGUCAGCGCUGAAACUCCAUCUCAGAACUCAUUCAAAGGAGAAGCCUUAUUCAUGCUCUGAGUGUGGAAAGAGUUUUACACAGCCGGCAAGUUUAAGAUCACAUCAGAAGAUCCACACUGGUGUAAAAGAGUAUAUGUGCUUUGAGUGCGAGAAGACUUUUAUUACAGCCAGACGUUUGAAAGAGCAU